UUGAAUUUAAGCUCUGUUGCAACAGUAUUGGAACAGCAGGAGUCUUCAUUUAGCAUAAGAUUGCCAGCCUACACAUUUUUAGUUUUGCCUUCUGAGUCAUUGCAUUAGGUAACAUCUCUCUGCUCAAGGGUCUGGCCAACAUUACUUUUCCUGUUAAGAAUACUGAAAUAAAUCCUUGCUGUUAAUUUUAUAUUGGAAAUGAUAAAUUAUUAGUCAUAACUAUAGCAACAAAAGAAAAUGAUGGAUUUCAUCGGUUUAUGCAGUCAGCCAAAUACUUCAAUUAUACUGUGAAGGUCCUUGGUCAAGGAGAAGAGUGGAGAGGUGGUGAUGGAAUUAAUAGCAUUGGAGGAGGCCAAAAAGUGAGAUUAAUGAAAGAAGUUAUGGAACAUUAUGCCAGUUAUGAGGAUAUGGUUAUCUUGUUUACUGAAUGCUUUGAUGUCAUAUUUGCUGGCAGUCCAGAAGAAGUUCUAAAAAAGUUUCAAAAGUCAAACCACAAAGUGGUCUUUGCAGCAGAUGGAAUUCUGUGGCCAGAUAAGAGACUAGCAGACAAGUAUCCUGUUGUACACAUUGGGAAACGCUACCUGAAUUCCGGAGGAUUUAUUGGUUAUGCUCCAUAUAUCAACCGUAUAGUUCAACAGUGGAACCUUCAGGAUAAUGAUGAUGAUCAGCUAUUUUAUACUAAAAUUUACAUUGAUCCACUGAAGAGGGAAGCUCUUAACAUCACAUUGGAUCACAAAUGCAAAAUUUUUCAGACUUUAAAUGGAGCUGUAGAUGAAGUUGUUCUGAAAUUUGAAAAUGGCAAAGCCAGAGCUAAGAAUGUAUUUUAUGAAACAUUACCAGUGGCAAUUAAUGGAAAUGGACCCACCAAGAUUCUCCUGAACUAUUUCGGAAACUAUGUACCUAAUGCAUGGACACAGGACAGUGGGUGCACUCUUUGUGAAUUGGAUACAAUUGACUUGUCUGCAGUAAAUGUCUACCCAAAUGUAACAAUAGGUGUUUUUAUUGAGCAACCAACCCCUUUCCUACCUCGAUUUCUGGACAUACUUUUGACACUGGAUUACCCAAAAGAAGCACUUAAAGUCUUUAUUCAUAACAAAGAAGUUUAUCAUGAAAAGCACAUCAAGGUAUUUUUUGAUAAAGCUAAACAUGAAAUCAGUACUAUAAAAAUAGUAGGACCAGAAGAAAAUCUAAGUCAAGCCGAAGCCAGAAACAUGGGAAUGGAUUUUUGCCGUCAGGAUGACAGCUGUGAUUAUUACUUCAGUGUGGAUGCAGAUGUUGUUUUGACAAAUCCAAGGACUUUAAAAAUUUUGAUUGAACAAAACAGAAAGAUAAUUGCUCCUCUUGUAACUCGCCAUGGAAAGCUGUGGUCCAACUUCUGGGGAGCCCUGAGUCCUGAUGGCUACUUUGCUCGAUAUGAAGAUUAUGUGGAUAUUGUUCAAGGGAAUAGAGUAGGGAUAUGGAAUGUCCCAUACAUGGCUAAUGUGUACUUAAUUAAAGGGAAGACACUUCGAUCAGAGAUGAAUGAAAGGAACUAUUUUGUUCGUGAUAGACUGGAUCCUGACAUGGCUCUUUGCCGAAAUGCUAGAGAAAUGACUUUACAAAGGGAAAAAGACUCCCCUACUCCGGAAACAUUCCAAAUGCUCAGCCCCCCAAAGGGUGUAUUUAUGUACAUUUCUAAUAGACAUGAAUUUGGAAGACUAUUAUCAACUGCAAAUUACAAUACUUCCCAUUAUAACAAUGACCUCUGGCAGAUUUUUGAAAAUCCUGUGGACUGGAAGGAAAAGUAUAUAAACCAUGAUUAUUCAAAGAUUUUCACUGAAAAUAUAGUUGAACAGCCUUGUCCAGAUGUCUUUUGGUUUCCCAUAUUUUCUGAAAAAGCCUGUGAUGAGUUGGUGGAAGAAAUGGAGCAUUAUGGCCAGUGGUCUGGAGGGAAACAUCACGAUAGCCGUAUAUCUGGUGGUUAUGAAAAUGUCCCAACUGAUGAUAUCCACAUGAAGCAAAUUGAUCUGGAGAAUGUUUGGCUUCAUUUUAUCCGGGAGUUUAUUGCACCAGUUACACUGAAGGUCUUUGCAGGCUAUUAUACAAAGGGAUUUGCAUUAUUGAAUUUUGUGGUAAAAUACUCCCCUGACAGACAGCGUUCUCUUCGCCCUCAUCACGAUGCUUCUACAUUUACCAUCAACAUUGCACUCAAUAAUGUGGGAGAAGAUUUUCAGGGAGGUGGAUGCAAAUUUCUUCGAUACAAUUGCUCUAUUGAGUCACCGAGAAAAGGCUGGAGUUUUAUGCACCCAGGGAGACUCACGCAUCUGCAUGAAGGGCUUCCUGUUAAAAAUGGAACAAGAUACAUUGCAGUGUCUUUUAUAGAUCCCUAAGUUAUUAACUUUCCUUUGAAUCACUGCUCCUUUUGGAAUGGAUGACUGGCAUGAACAUGUUUGAAGUUACUUGAGAAGAUGAGAGGAGUAUUUAAGUAACUUCAACAGAACAACUUCACUUUGGGCCAAACAUUUGAAAACCUUAUAAAAAAAUUGAUAUAUCAUAAUAUCUGCUCUGAGCCUUAAAACACAGAUUGAAGAAGAAAAGAAAGGGAAAAAAUUAAAAGCAAAUAUUUAUUUCUUUGCCUUAUUGUCUCUGAGAACAAUGACAGUUUUUCUGAAUAUGUGUUUCAGUUGGUAAAAUAUUCAGGUACAAAUGCACAAGUGACAAAUGAGACUAGUAUUUUCUUAUUUAACAACACCUGGGAAGAAUUUUAUUUAUCAACAUGUAGAUAAGAUGGAUAUAAGUGAAAAUUGGCAAUUUUUUAAAUGUUGGAAAACUGGAAUUCUAACUGAAUUUUUGUGCAAUUGUGUAAGUACUUUUUUGAUCACCUGUGUAGGUAUGUUUUACAGUACUUCCUGAUGGAAUAUAAAGAACAGUAUUGCACAAUGUUUGUCCUUAAGAAAUUUAGUGCAAAAUACAGUAAGUUCCAUAUCCAGUUGAAAGCCCUUUUGUUUAGAUUGUUAAAUUUUUUUUUUACAUUUGUAUUAGAAAUAAAGUCCUGUGUUCCUUCAGAUGAUUUUUUUCAAGGUAGAUUAUAGUAUGUAGAUAUUAGAUUUAGAAAAGCAAACCUUUCCAUUUCUAAGUAUUGACUUAAGAUCACUGACUAUCCUUAAGUAAAAAAGGUUGUUGUUUUUUAAUUCUAGAAAAUAAUGAAGAUUACUUUUUCUUUGAGAUGAGUAGCAGCAUUUUAUGAUUUUUAAAAAAGUUUUAAGUACUUGAAUUUUAUAUCAGGAAAAUAAGUUAGUGAGCCUUUCUUUUGCUUUUUGCCCCCCUCUUUAUUCUCUUUUUAGGGAGAAUUAUUCACUUUUUUGUCUUCCCAGCAUGGUCUCUAUUUUAUCCUUCUUACUCUUCUUAUUAGCUUUUUAAAAUCACACUUUGAAAUAAUUUCCCUCCACAAAAGAAUUUGUGCCUUGAUUUUCACCAUUUCUCUGAGUGAGGUUUAAAUAUCCUUAUUGUAGCUACUGUGUUUAAUUUAAAGGCUAAACUUGAGAAGAAGUUUUAAGUCAUGGUACCAAAAUUCAUUUUUCUAACACCAUGUGUUAGAAAAUUCUGAAAAAUAAAAUAAUUU
This is a messenger RNA of Myotis brandtii (Brandt's bat), 3601 nucleotides long. It is a transcript of the gene PLOD2, whose product is annotated as procollagen-lysine, 2-oxoglutarate 5-dioxygenase 2. Gene Ontology annotation, biological process: peptidyl-lysine hydroxylation. Gene Ontology annotation, molecular function: L-ascorbic acid binding; procollagen-lysine 5-dioxygenase activity; iron ion binding. The record is from RefSeq and is a predicted model, not a curated record. The coding region runs from base 258 to 2369 and encodes 703 amino acids. Gene Ontology annotation, cellular component: endoplasmic reticulum. Lineage: Eukaryota; Metazoa; Chordata; Mammalia; Chiroptera; Vespertilionidae. The transcript is spliced from 21 exons.